Molecule: messenger RNA, 927 nt
Organism: Auanema sp. JU1783
Lineage: Eukaryota; Metazoa; Nematoda; Chromadorea; Rhabditida; Rhabditidae
Source: the annotation of a GenBank genome assembly
AUGUCGUGGUUGAUUAAUGACCUCCGGAAGAAAAUGAACGAGACCUUGGCAAGUCUCGAUUCCUCGUAUCAUCCCGAAGGAACUCCCUACGAUGACAAAUGCGAAGAAUCCGAGGAGGAAAAAACAGAAACCAAGCAGGAACAGAGCCCAGUCGUAUCAGAGGAUAUUCAACAGAAAGGAUUGGCUCUUGCAGCAAAGUUAUUCGAUUAUGCCAAAGAAUCAACUGCUAUUGCUGGCAAAAGUCUGGAAGUUGUUAAGAAUGCUGUUGAAAAACAUACAUUUAUCGGUGAUUUCAACAGCGAACUGGCCUCCUUCGAGAGAGAGUUAGAGGAUAAGAAGCAGACAUCAGUUCGAAUUCCAUGGGAAGGGUUAAGCGAUGAAGGUUUGGCGAAGAAGCAAAUGCUCUCACUUUCUUUGGAUUCCCAUAAUUUUUUGCGAGAAUCUCCAGGUGAUUCCGAGUUUUCGUUGGAGGAACAAGAAGCUAUAGCUGCUGUUUUGAUAAAAGAAGAUCCAAAUCUGAACAAAAUUCGCUUUCAACUAGUUCCUAAACAAUUAAGUGAAGCCAAGUUUUGGAAGAAUUAUUUCUAUCGUGUAUCUCUAAUCCGUCAGAGCUUGGCUGUCAAUUCGUCACCUGAACCAACUCCUUCUACGGCGAACGAACAGGAAAACAAAGUGGAAAGCCACGAACCAACAGCUUCUGUUCCUACUCCUAAUGAGGAGGAAUCAAAUGGGGAAAAGAGCGCUGUUGAAACUGAAGAAGCUUCUAAUUGCCAACCUGGGAAAACGGAAGAGUCGUUAGCUGAUGAUGAUUGGGAAAGGGAACUGUUAUCAGAUUUGAACGAAUAUGAAGUUGUCUCAGAAAAGUCAGGAAAACCAGACGAACAAUGGGAGUCUGAUAUCCAAGAUAUACUCAAUUCCAAUUCUUGA